CGCUCGACGUCGUUUUAAGUCUCCCACUUUCCCUGCAAGUCUCGGCGAUGCCGAUGUUGCUCUUCUUCGCACGUCUGUGCUGACACAGUUGUAACUCCACUCGAAACGACGGAGAAAAUCUGAACUCGAGAGGGUUCGAUUUCGUACUCUCCAUCUUGGUUUCUGUUUUCUUAUUCUAAUUUUUUGGUUUUUGCAAGUUCUUAAUUCGAGACCAAACUAGGAGUAAGUUGAAGUGAUGUCUGGUUCGAUCUUGGACCGCUUGUGUUGUUGUUUUUGUCGGGUGAUCCAUGUUCGUGUUAUAGUGUCCUUCUAUCUGAAAUUAGCAAAUCUCUAAACUUCUGCUUGGUUGUCAUCAGCCCUUGGUCUAAUCAAGUUGUUUCUGUUCAAUCCCAUCUGCUUGACAGGUGUUGAGUCGAUCAUGGUGUCUCCUUGACCGUCAUCCUUUCUUUAACUCAUAUAUGUCAAGAGUUUAUCAAGAAACCAGCUCCUCCUUUUUUAGAUAGCCUCUAUGUUUAUGACUUCCUUCACAUGAAUAAACCUGGAAUAAAAUGGAUCAAGCGUAAGUGUUUUUAGUUUUGGAUGAGAUGGAUGUUGAAGGCGUCGCUAUAGAUCUUCUAUCAAGAAAUGGUGCCAAUGUUGAUGAGCCUUGUGAGGCGAGCACGAGUGGAAAUGCUACUAGCAGCACCUUAGAGAACUUCGCAACUGUUGGCGAGCCCAUAAACGGGAUGGAGUUCGAGUCCAAGGAGGCUGCUUACUAUUUCUACAGAGAAUACGCAAGAUCAGUGGGAUUUGGCAUCACGAUAAAAGCCAGCCGUCGCUCAAAGAGAUCAGGAAAGUUCAUCGAUGUCAAAAUAGCGUGUUCGAGAUUCGGAACCAAGCGCGAGUCCACCGCGGCUAUAGUAAACCCGCGGUCAUGUCCGAAGACGGGUUGCAAAGCUGGUCUGCAUAUGAAGAGGAAAGAAGACGAGAAAUGGGUUAUAGUUAGUUUCGUAAAAGAACAUAACCAUGAGAUCUCUCCUGAUGAUUAUUACGCCAGUGUGAGGGGAAAGAACAAGCCUCCCGUUGGUGCGUCAGCACAUCAAAAGAAAGGUCUUCAGUUAGCUCUAGAAGAAGACGACUUCAAGCUAAUGCUCGAGCGUUUCGCGGAGAUGCAAUCUAAGCAGCCUGGUUUCUUCUACGCGGUGGAUUUCGACUCUGAGAAACGUAUUAGAAACGUGUUCUGGCUCGACGUGAAGGCUAAGCAAGACUAUUACAGUUUCUCUGAUGCUGUUCACUUCGACACGUUUUACGUUAGGAGCGGGUACAGAGUCCCGUUCGCUCCUUUCGUCGGGGUUAACCAUCACCGUCGAUAUGCGCUGCUUGGAUGUGCGUUGAUAGGAGAAGAGAGCGAGUCAGCUUACUCGUGGCUGUUUCGGACGUGGCGUAAAGCAGUGGGAGGAGGUCAAGCUCCUGGAGUGAUGAUAACGGAUCAGGAUAAGGUUCUAAGCGACGUCGUUGCCGAAGUGUUUCCAACUGCUCGCCACUGUUUCUCUUUGUGGAGUGUGGUGAGUAAAGUUCCAGAGAUGGUGAAUCCUUUAGAUGAUGGUUUCACGGAGUGUUUUAGAGACUGCGUGGACGGAGCUUGGACAGAUGAGCAGUUCGAAAGGAGCUGGUCAGAGAUGGUUGGUAAGUUUGAGCUUAACGAGAACGAGUGGCUCCACUCGCUGUUUAGAGAUCGGAAGAAGUGGGUGCCACGUUAUUUCCACGGUCUUUCUUUCGCUGGAUUGUCUGGACCUGAGAGAUCUGGAAGCGUCGUCUCUCAUUUCGACAAGUAUAUGAACUCAGAAGCUACAUUUAAUGAAUUCUUUGAACUCUACACGAAGUUUCUGCAGUAUCGUUACGAUGUGGAAGCAAAAGAUGAUCUUGAUUCUCAGAGCAAAGAGCCUACGCUGAGAUCUUCUUUAGCUUUCGAGAAACAGCUUUCGUUGAUCUACACAGACGCUGCUUUUAAGAAGUUCCAAACCGAGGUGCUGGGAGUUGUCUCUUGUCAACUCCAGAAAGAAAGAGAAGAUGAGACUACAGCUAUAUUCCGCGUUGAGGAUUUUGAAAAACGCCGAAACUUUUUCGUUUCUGUGAAGAAAGAGGUGUUGGAUGUCUGCUGCUCUUGUUAUUUAUUCGAGUACCAGGGGUUCCUCUGCAAGCAUGCGAUGCUCGUACUUCAAAACUCCGACGUUUCCUGCGUUCCAUCUCAGUAUAUAUUGAAGCGCUGGUCAAAGAAGGGUAACAACAGAGAAGAAAAACACGAAGAAGGUGCCGCUGUAGAUAACCGUAUGUCACGUUUUGAUGAUCUUUGUAAGCGCUUUGUCAAGCUUGGAGAAGUUGCGUCUUUAUCAGAUGAAGCCUACAAGACUGCUUUGCAGUUUUUGGGAAAAAACUUGAAGAGAUGCGUUAGGCUGAAUAAUUCUUCCAAGUUUCCCUCAGAGCCAGGCUUAGAAAAUGAAGGUACGUUGGACUGUGCAUCGAAACUGUCCAGGAAAAAGAAAACUCAGAAGAAAAGAAAGGCAUAUAAUGGACCAGAGGAUGUAACAAACGGGUCAGAAGAACUCCGCCAAGAACCUGAACAAGUUAGCUCCAGAGCUCCCACCUUUGAGAACUGUUACAUUCCUCAAGCAGCAGAUAUGGAAGCAACGGAACUAGGCUCCCGUGCAGCACCUCUUGGGAUGUAUUAUUCGACUCAACAGACUAUUGGAUUCUCAUCGGUUUCUUCCGUCCAGGAUGGUUACUACUACGGACAUCCGGCAACCAUACAAGCAAUGGGAAACUUGCAUUCAGUUCAUGGACGGAUGAAUCAGUAUGAGACACAACCAAGCAUCCAAGGAGCUUUUCAGGGACAGAGCGCUAUCCGUGGCUGCUAUGACAUGGAAGAAACUCUGCAGGACAUGUUUCAUGGCUCUGGUCCGAGCCAUCCGGGUGAUCACCGUUUGUCCCACUAACGGAACAAGCUCAAGAGUUGCUUUUACAUAACUUAAAAACAAAUUCGUAUGCUUUUUGUACAGAUAAAGAGUACAUUCAUAUUCUAGAAAUGGCUUUGAGGUAACUGUUACUCUGAAUGUAGAACAUAUGGAUAGAAAAGUAUGAAAAAUUUACACGGAGACAUACUUUUCCAUGGUCCAUUAACAUUUACACAUAUUUUCCGCUUGCCAAGUACUUUUCUAAUUUAAACCUCACACUUUCUCUAAUCUAAAAUCCUCAUCUUGUCACAUAUAUCGGAUGGUGGUGGCGCAUACUAGUGAUUACAGAAGUGGAUCUGGUGAGAUGGUUGAGGAUCAGCAAGUGGAGGAUCUUAUGUUGGUGGUGCUUACCGAAACGGUGAAGGAAGAGGAGCCGCAUGUGGAGGUGGAGCUCAUAGAGGUGAUCCUGCGUUAAUCUCACCGACGAUUGGUCUCAACACCCAACGAAUUCCGGCAACUUCGUACGCAGUCGAUGACCCCGAUUUCAAAAUUCUCCGACGAAUCAUCGCGUUGCUUUGACCAAAAUAAUAAAAUAUUUCACCUUUCUUCACUUUUUGUAAUUAUAUCUCUUAUUUGAUGUUGCAAACUAAAUCUCACUUUUUAUGUCCACAUUUCUCCACUCAAAAUAACCGGUCGUAAUUUUUUU
Molecule: messenger RNA, 3636 nt
Organism: Brassica oleracea var. oleracea
Lineage: Eukaryota; Viridiplantae; Streptophyta; Magnoliopsida; Brassicales; Brassicaceae
Product: protein FAR1-RELATED SEQUENCE 2
Exons: 7
Coding region: 585-2972 (795 amino acids)
Biological process (GO): regulation of DNA-templated transcription
Molecular function (GO): zinc ion binding
Source: RefSeq, a predicted model, not a curated record